GCCCUCCACUACCACCCCCAACAAACUACAAAGAUAUACAAACAAACUGGGAAAAGGAAAUGGCAGACCUGUACCAAUAGAAUUAGACUAUGCCGGAAGCUCUUCAAGGAAUUGUUUUAAGUGUGGAAUGUCAGGACAUUAUGCAAAAAACUGUAAAAGCAAAGGAAAGCAAAAACAUACCAAUAUUGAGGAUGAACCUAAUCAGCCACCACAUACCAUAACCAACAAUAGCCUAGAACUAACUCAGGUAGAAAAAAAUUGCGAACGGUUAUUGAAAUUUAACGGCAAAAUCAAUGGUCACUCUGCUUGGAUCCUUCUUGAUAGUGGAGCAUCCCGCAAUUUUAUUGACAAAAAUUUUGCCACCUGGAAUAAACUAACAUUAAAAACCGUUUCUCCCUUAUCACUUGAAUUAGCAGAUGGAAGCAAGGCACAAACGGAUAAGACAUUUAACAUAAAUAAGUUAGAACUAGAUCCUUACUACACUUCCGGGAUAUUAGCACAAGUCUUGAAGCUUCAAUGUUACGAUGCUAUUCUAGGAAAACCAUGGUUAUAUCAUGCCAACCCCAACAUCAAUUGGAGAAAAAAUAUCUUGGUUUUUCAGUAUGGGUCCAAAGUUAUUGAAGUCCAAGCAGACUCCCAGAAAACACCUAAGGAUUCUAGUUGUAACUCGGUAUUCAUAUCCCAGCAACAAUUAGCCAAAGUGCCUAAUAGUGAAGAAAUUUUUACUAUAUAUAUUAGUCAAGAAAGUAAUAAAGACACCAACACCCAACAACCAGAAGUCUAA
Racocetra fulgida is the source of this 784-nucleotide messenger RNA. NCBI's taxonomy places the organism in Eukaryota, Fungi, Glomeromycota, Glomeromycetes, Diversisporales, Gigasporaceae. The record is from the annotation of a GenBank genome assembly.